Bursaphelenchus okinawaensis is the source of this 2546-nucleotide messenger RNA. The record is from the annotation of a GenBank genome assembly. Lineage: Eukaryota; Metazoa; Nematoda; Chromadorea; Rhabditida; Aphelenchoididae.
AUGAUGGGUUUUAGUAGGUAUACUUACAGAUUGGUCGAUAGGUUUAGCUUUAACUCUAUUUUAGGUAUUAAUUAAUGUUUUCAGGUACUUAUUAGGGUAAUUUAUCUUACAACAACAUCACAUAACAGAUUUGCAAUACUUUUCGUUGAGAUACGAGGUAAAAAAUGGAAAAAACUUUAAAAUUUAUAUUUUAGGUAACAUCUUUCUUAUUACUGUACAUUAUGUUUAGAUGUGACAAGUUCAGACGACGAAGAACGUUUAAUGAUGGACAUCUUCAAAGGCUACAACUCGCUAGUCCGGCCAGUACCAAACACUAGUGCGACGCCCGUGGAGAUAUCAUUCAGUUUGGCCAUGGUACUUCUGAUCAGCGUGGACGAGAAGAAUCAGAUCAUGCAGACCAAUGUUUGGCCUACUAUGGUACGUUGAUUCAAUAUUACAUUGUCAAGUUGGUUUUAUAUAAGGUAUUAUUUGUAAGACAGGGAUCAUGAUAUUGUUUUAGAGAUGGACAGACUAUCAGAUGCGGUGGGAUCCACGAAAGUACGGUGGGAUUCAGACUGUACGAUGUAAGUGGCUUCAUAAUUUGAUAACAUACUUUAAUAUUUUAAAGAAUUUCUUUAAUGUGCUAAAUUUUGAUGUCAUUUUAGUGCCUCCAGACAAAGUAUGGCUACCUGAUAUUGUGCUGUUUAACAAGUAAGCUGGUCAUGAACAUUACCUACUCUAACUUAUCUAUGUUACCCUAAUUUUAGCAUUUUUACUUUGUCUACAGUAUCGUAUCAUUUUUAUACUAACAUACAUAUUCAUAUACACUUAUCUAUAACAUCUCCAUUUCAGCGCCGAUGGUAACUACGAAGUGUCCUUUUACUCGAAUGUUGUAGUAGAGCAUACGGGUGAGAUGCUGUGGGUACCUCCAGCCAUCUACAAGAGUAGUUGUACCAUCGACGUGGAGUUCUUCCCCUUCGAUGAACAGACUUGUGCCAUGAUCUUUGGGUCAUGGACCUUCAACCAACAUGAGGUUACCAUCAAGUACCUGAUGGGCAAACGCCAGGUCGAGUUGAACGACUACUCACCCUCUGGUAUCUGGGAUGUGAUGGAAGUGCCUGGGGAGCUGAUUCAGGAGAAAAGCAAGAUCGCUUAUCAGAUCAAGAUCAGGAGGUAAGGUGGGGUAGUAUUGUUGUUUAUCAUCAUUUAACAUAAAUGAUGGUGAACAUGUCAUAAGAUACCACUAAAGUUAGAUUUUAUUUUUUCGUUUUAUAUACAAUACCUAAUUAUAGGAAAACCCUCUUCUAUACAGUAAUCCUUAUUAUACCUACAGUACUCAUGGCCUUCCUGAGUAUGAUGGUGUUCUACCUGCCAGCUGAAGCGGAUGAGAAGAUCACCUUGUCCAUCUCGAUUCUACUCGCUUUGGUGGUGUUCCUAUUACUUGUAUCCAAAAUCCUACCUCCCACCUCUUCUACCAUACCUCUGAUGGCCAAGUACUUAUUGACCACCUUUUGUCUUAAUAUUGUCACAAUUCUGGUUACUGUAGUUAUCAUCAACAUCUACUUCCGAGGCCCUACAACACAUACGAUGCCGAUAUGGGUGAAGAGGGUGUUUCUACAGUACAUGCCAUUGUUUUUGUGUAUGAGACGACCUAAUGUGUAUGUGAACUUUGAGGUUCAGAGGAGGAAGUCGUUUGGGAAGGCCAAGUAUCUGCCUGGGGAGUUCAUCGAGAUGUCAAAGCCUCAGGUAUGUUGUUAGUUGUUUCGAACACGACAGUAUUGGUUGUUAUGAAAAAUUAGCGUUUUUUUAUACAAAAUGUCAAAAAUUUAUUUUUUCCAAUACUAGGUAGACGAACUGCCACAAAUUACUAAUACGGUAUUUUUUCUGUAUCAUAUAAAUCGAUUUUACAUUGAAAUGUUAUUGUAUACACUAUGUUUAAUUGAAAUCUUUCCAAAAGAUGGUUUUAGGUGAGUCACCAUCCCCACUGUCACCGGCACGACCUGCUACCUCACGUGGAGACGGCUUUGAAUCGGAAACUCAACGAUUACAAAACAGAAUUCAACGAAAUGUUGAGCGAAGAAGCCAUCAAGGCGAUGGACGCUGUAGAUUACAUUACUCAGCAUUUGAAACGAGUUAAUCGCUACAAAAAGGUACGUCACAUCAGUAGGUAUCGACAGUUCCAUACCCACUGAUCUCUUGAUCCCGUAUCUAAAUAUACGCCUAUGUUAAUAAUGUAACCGUAGUCCUUUUUGGCUAUAACACUGGUUACUAUUCGAACAUUGCUAUUAUUAUAUAGUUCAAAUAGUUAUGUGCCUCUCCUUAAAAUUUGUAUUGAGAGGGGCACAGAAUUAUUUGAACAACCUAAUACUAUUUUGAUUUAGAUCAAAGACGAGUGGAAGUACGUGGCGAUGGUGAUCGACCGUCUCCUCCUGUACGUCUUCUUCGCCGUCACCGUGGGCGGCUCCAUGGGCAUUCUGCUGAGUGCCCCCAACGUGUUCGAAUACGUGAAUCAGACGGCUGUCAUCGAACGGUUGACAAAGUCAGCCGAGCAGGAGCUCAUCCCCUGA